Molecule: messenger RNA, 810 nt
Organism: Homarus americanus (American lobster)
Lineage: Eukaryota; Metazoa; Arthropoda; Malacostraca; Decapoda; Nephropidae
Product: collagen alpha-2(I) chain-like
Exons: 1
Coding region: 1-810 (269 amino acids)
Source: RefSeq, a predicted model, not a curated record
AUGUGGGCCCAGACGGAGUGUGGAGUCCCAGGGCAAGGUGUAGGUCCCAGGGCAGAGUGCUGGGUCCCAGGGCAGAGUGUAGUCCAGAAAAAAGAGUGUAGGUCCCAGGGCAGAGUGUAUGGGUUAAACAGUGGAGUGUGGGUCCCAGAGGCCAAGUGUAGGUCCCAGGGCCGAGUGUGGAUCCAGGAGCCGAGUGUGGGUCCAGGAUCAGUGUGGAUCCCAGGGCCAGGUCAUGGGUCCCAGGGCAGAGUGUGGGUCCCAGGAGCCGAGUGUAACAGGUCCCAGGGCCAGUGUGGGUCAGGAUCAGAGUGGAUCCCAGGGCCAGUGUGGGUCCCAGGGCAGAGUGUGGUGCCAGGGCCAGUGUGGGUCCCAGGGCAGAGUGUGGGUCCCAGGGCAGAGUGUGGGUCCCAGGAGCCGAGUGUGGGAGUCCCAGGACUGAGUGUGGGUCCAGGAUCAAGUACUGGAUCCCAGAACCGAGUGUGGGUCCAGGUCAGUGUGGAUCCAGGGCCAGGUGGUCCCAGGGCCGAGGAGAAUGUUGGGUCCCAGGGCCGAGGUGUGGGUCCACAGGAUCAAGAGUGUGGAUCCCAGGGGCCAGAGAGUGGCCAGGGGUCCCAGGCCAGGUGUGGUGCAGGAACAGUGUGGGUCCCAGGGCCAGUGUGGGUCCCAGGAUCAAGUGUGGAUCCCAGGGCCAGAGUGUGGAGUCCCCAGGGCCGAAGUGUUAGACAGUGGUGCUGGUGCCAUUGCAAGUCCGCACCGACCAUAAGUCCUCCCGCCACGCCUCCUAAAUCUUAUCCUACAUCCUUCCUCUGA